Eimeria acervulina is the source of this 2877-nucleotide messenger RNA. RefSeq names its product ABC transporter, putative. Lineage: Eukaryota; Apicomplexa; Conoidasida; Eucoccidiorida; Eimeriidae. Gene Ontology annotation, molecular function: ATP binding; ATP hydrolysis activity. The record is from RefSeq and is a predicted model, not a curated record. The transcript has a single exon. The coding region runs from base 1 to 2877 and encodes 958 amino acids.
AUGGACGCACAGCGUGCUGCUGGGCGCUCAACCUCAACGCCUGUGCUGCUGCUGCUGCUGCUGUUGUUGUGUUGUUGCUGCUGCUGCUGCUCUUGCGCGGAAUCCACCUGCGUGAAGCGCUGUCUCUCGUUCCUGCUUCCCUCCCCCGCUGCUGCAGCAGUAGCACGAGCAGCGGCAGCGCCGCCAGCUGCGGCAACAGCAAGAUCGCCCGCAGCAUCCGCAGCAGCAGCAGCAGCAAGCAGAAACGGCCUGCUGCAGCUGGGCCGUUGCACAGCGAGGAGAGAGACAUCGACAAGAGCAGCAACUGCCUCCAGCUCCCCUCUUGUCCUGCAGCUGCAGCAGCAUCUGCAGCAAGAGGAUCCAGCAGCAGCAGCAGGCGGCAGCGCCGAAGUGCUGCGCCUCGAAGAUGUGUCUGUAUGCUCAGGUGCUGCUGUGCUGCUGCAGCGGGUGUCUCUGCAGCUGCAGCAGCAUGAGAAGCUGGCGCUCAUAGGAAGCAACGGGGCUGGAAAGACAACCUUGCUGAAUGCAAUUGCUGCUGCAGCGCAACAGCAGCAGCUGAAGCAGCAGCAGCUGCUGCAGCAACAGCAACAGCAACAGCAGCAGCAUGCAGGAAAUGGGGGCUCAGAGCAGCAGCGGGGUCAGCGUCAGCGCCUCAGCAAGGCAGCACGCCGGCAGCUGCGGCGGAUGUCCCCACAGCAGCAGCAGCAGCAUCAGCAGCAGCAGCAACAGCAGCAGCAGCAACAGCAGCAGGAGCAGCAGCAGCAGGAGCCUGACUCCUUUUCGAUGAGCACAGGAGAUGUCUCUGGGCGUAUUCAUUUCCGCUGCUCCCCCAGCCGCGUGGCGCUGCUGCAGCAAGAAGGCUUAGAGGGUUUAUCUGCUGCUGCUGCUUCCAAGACAGUGAAGGAAGAAGUACGCUCGCAGCUGCGGCAGCGGCAGCAGCUGCUGCAGCAGCAGAUCCGGCAGCAGCAAGACGCACUGAAGAACCUCCUCCAAGGGAAUGAACCCAGCAGCAAAAGCAAUAGCAGCUGCAGCAGCAGCGGCCGCAGCAGCGAGACGCAGGAGAGCGCCGUGAUGGCAGCAGCAGCGCAACUAUCUGCGCUGCAGCAGCAGCAGCAGCAGCAGGAAGGGGAAGAGGAGCGUUGGAUUGACACAGUGCUGCACCAUGUGGGGUUAGAGCAGCAGCAGCAGCAGCAGCUAGCGACCCUAAGUGGGGGGCAGCGCAUGCAGCUGCUGCUAGCAAAGGCCUUAUGCCAGAGGCCCUCGCUGCUGCUGCUUGACGAGCCAACGAACCAUCUGGAUGCUGCUGCUGCUGCUGCGCUGCAGCAGCUGCUGCAGCAGCUGCCCCUCCCUAUGAUUAUCGCCUCGCACGAUUCGCUGUUGCUGCAGCAGGUCUGCACCGGCGUGCUGCUGCUGCGGCGAGGCUGCUUGGGCCCCAAGUAUGUGGGGCCGUUGGCUUCGUUUCAGCAGCAACAGCAGCAGCAGCAGCAGCAGUGGCAAGCGGCUGUGCGGCGGCAGCAGCAGCAGCUGCAGCAGCUGCAGCAGAAGCUGCGCCGACAGAGGGGGCCCCCCACUGCAGCAGACGAGGCGCUGCUGCAGCAGCUCAAGCAGCAGCUUCCUUCUCCUGAACCUGUGGAGAGGGCCCCUGCUUUUUUGCUGCCGCAUGCACCGCAACGAGCAGCAGAAAUCCUCGCGCUAAGAGGCUGCACUAUUCGUGUCGCCUCCCGAUCCCAGCAGCAGCAGCAGCAUCAGCAACAGCAGCAACAACUGCACCAACAGGAGCAGCAGCAGCAACAGCACCCGCACCAACACCACCGCCACCAACAGCAGCAGCAGCAGCAAGAGCAGCAGCAGCAGCAGCAGCAAGGCAAAGAAGUGCUUCGUGAUGUGACUCUGAUAGUUCGUCGGGGUGCUAAGAUAGCGAUUGUGGGGCCAAACGGCAGCGGGAAGACCACCCUACUAAAAGCCUUAGCAGGUUAUGUUCAAGGCGAGCAGCAGCAGCAGCAGCAGCAGCAGCAGCCGGAAGUUGUGAUCGCGAGCGGGGAGCGCACUUGUGCGCAGUCACUGUCUUCUUCGCUUUUGCUGCUGCAGCAGCACCACGCAGAUGUGCUGCCUCUCGAUUUAACUCCCAUCGAAGCGCUACGAUCUGCUGUUGCUGUUGCUGCUGCUGCUGCUGCUGCAGCCCCUGCUGCUCAGUCAGACGAAGCAGCAGCAACAGCAGCAACAACAACAGCAACAGCAGCAGCAGCAGCAGCAGAGGAUGAAGCAGCGCUUGAUGCGCAUGCACGUGCUGCUUUGGGAAGAGUAGGGCUAAGGGGGCCCCUCUUGGGGGCCCCCCUAAGGCAGCUAAGUGGUGGACAGAAAGCUUUAUUUAGUAUUAGUAAGGGUUUGCUGCAGAUAGGAGACACAGGAGCGUUGCUGCUAGACGAACCGUCGAAUCACUUAGAUGCUGCUGCUGCUGCUGCACUUGCUGCUGCUCUUAAGGCCUUCCCAGGAACGGUGUUAUUUGCUUCUCACAACCCUCAUUUUGCUGCUGCUGCUGCUGAUGAAGUUGUAGAGAUAAACCCAAGCAGCAGAACCCUUACAGUCUACGCUGCUGCAGACGUGACGCCGCUUCCGCCUGCUGCUGCUGCUGCUCCCGCUGCUGCUGCUGAUGCUGAUGCUGCUGUUGAUUGCUGGCGAAGGCAAUGGAGCAGCGCUUUCGCAGCUGCCUACGCCAAACGGCGAUCCAGCAGCAGCAGCAGCAACAGCAGCAGCAGCAGCAGCAGCAACAGCAGCAGCAGCAGCAGCAGCAAUGAGGGCCGCAAGCGACGGUUUGGAGGUAGUGGGGUCUCCUGCGGGAGAGUAAAAGGAUUUAAGAAUGCAAAGCGGUGGCUGUAA